Molecule: messenger RNA, 420 nt
Organism: Candida dubliniensis CD36
Lineage: Eukaryota; Fungi; Ascomycota; Pichiomycetes; Serinales; Debaryomycetaceae
Exons: 1
Coding region: 1-420 (139 amino acids)
Source: RefSeq, a predicted model, not a curated record
AUGAGUUGUUUUGCCAAAGUUAAGUGCUUUUUAGCCUGUAUCGUGUUAUAUUACAUUUCAUACUUGUACAAUUACAAAUGUCCAACUUUAACUCCAUUGCAAGAAGGUGUUGAAACCAUUUUACAUCCAUUACAUUCCCACCAUUCAGUCUUGUGUGAUUACUUACACACUGGUAUUAACACUGUUGAACCUUACACUGCUAAAGUUCAUGGAUUUUUAGAUGAUCAUGUUCAUUCUCACCCAUUGUUUAUUGAAUACAAAGUUGAGGAUAAAUUAACCUGUGCUAAGAAUCAAUUUUCUACUUAUGUUUACCCUUACAUCCAUCAAUUGUAUCAAUUCACUGAUGCUGCCGAAGUUCAUGCUCACGAGCAUUUGAGUCAAGUUUAUGAUAAAGUUCAAAAAACUUUGAAGAAGGAUUAA